Drosophila subpulchrella is the source of this 1521-nucleotide messenger RNA. RefSeq lists its product as uncharacterized. The coding region runs from base 14 to 1507 and encodes 497 amino acids. The transcript has a single exon. NCBI's taxonomy places the organism in Eukaryota, Metazoa, Arthropoda, Insecta, Diptera, Drosophilidae. The record is from RefSeq and is a predicted model, not a curated record.
GGAUCAUUAAAAAAUGAGCGGAAGAAAUGGUGAAGCUUUUGAAGAACGAGAAAGUAAUGCAGAAAAAGCUUCAUUUUCCGCAUCGGAAGAGAGUGUGAACGCGGGCACAAAGAGAAAAAAACAAGAAGAAGCUAUGGAAAAUGAUUUUGUAUCAAAACGAAUGACGAAGGAUGACUCUACGGUUUCGGUAUCAGUGGACCAAUGCAGAGGAAUUUCCCGGAAAAAUAAAGACAUACAAUCUUCUGGAUCUUCCCUUUCCCGGGCAGCUACAACAAUCUUCGCAGUGAACACCGAUUGCUGGAGAGUUAUAUUUUCUUACCUAGGCUUGAGAGAUCAAUUGCAACUUGCCGUCUCAAAUCGGUAUUUUAAGAAUGUUUUCACUACCUUACUGUAUAAAAGGUACAGACACAUUACGGAAGGCGACACGAAUUAUAUCAACGAAACAGAUCUGCAUAACUUACUCGAAAUCGUUGGAGAGUUUGUGAUCAGCUAUGAGUCAUCACUUGAUCCUCAGUCCAAUGGCGAGCAGCAUUUGUGGCUAUUGCGGACGUAUUGUCCCAACUUGCGAUACCUAAAAAUGACGAUUCGACGACCCAGGUGGUACGAUUUGCAGCAAUUGAAGAGUCUGACGUCAUUGCACGUCUAUCUGAACUUUGCCACUCCAGAGAUCUACAAGAACUUCGUUCUUGGCCUAAUGGAACUGCCUUGCUUAAGGAAACUAAAGUUGGAGGCGAGAGAUUAUAUAGGAAACGGUUUGCAUGUUCUUGAGAAUUUGGAAUUUCUGGAUAUCGGCUCCCAUUCGGGAUUCGAUGCAAACUGUUUGGCCGAGUGUUGCAUCAAAAUGAAGCAGUUGCGUCACCUUAACAUUGGCAAAUACAUUGAUGAACUCACCAUGGAAAACUUUAGGGUAAUUGUGCAGAACUGUCGCCACCUGGAAAGUCUCGUCCUUGGAGUAAGAAUACUGGAUUCUACUGUUGCCUACGAGAUCCUCUGCCAGUUGCCCAAACUGAAGCACCUACAGUUGUGGCAUUCGGGAUCCCUAAGACCGAGUUUCAUCGAGGGAAUGAUUAAUAAAACUGGUGCUCCACUGGAAAGACUUAUUUUGGAGGGAUACGCUUUGGAAACUGAACAAAUAGAGCAUCUUUGCGAGAUUACUUCGAUCCGGGAACUUUCUGUAGGUUGCGAAAAAAUCCCUUUGGAAAGUCUACAGAAGCUAAAAAACCUGGAGACACUGGACAUAAGAAUGCCAGACAUUACCAACAAUCAACUUUUGGCGCUUCUGACGGGAUGUCCUCUUUUAAGUGUGCUUAGUGUCCAAUGUUGCCGACUAAUAACAUCAGAAUUUGUGUCAGAAGCAACUCGUUUGUUUAAAGGCCGAAAGAUCAAAAUCUAUUUUCACGAAUCCUCUGUUGAUUGGCUUGAACUUCCGAUUACAAAUGACAACAAGUUAAUUCAAUUUGUAAGGGGUAUUUUUAGUAGUACCAUCUUGAUAAACCAAGAUAUUUAAUAAAUAAAUAAGAU